Lathyrus oleraceus (garden pea) is the source of this 2708-nucleotide messenger RNA. RefSeq names its product root phototropism protein 3. The record is from RefSeq and is a predicted model, not a curated record. The transcript has 4 exons. Gene Ontology annotation, molecular function: protein binding. The coding region runs from base 246 to 2321 and encodes 691 amino acids. Lineage: Eukaryota; Viridiplantae; Streptophyta; Magnoliopsida; Fabales; Fabaceae.
UUAUAUACAUACACUUCUAUCAUCUCAUCCAAAUCAUAAACUUCAUUCACCAUUAUUCCCACUUCAUCACAGCCUGUAACACCUUCAAAGAAACAAACAAUUUUUUAAGAUAACUUAAAAUAUUUUCAACUGUUCCAUGUUCUCUCUCUUUUAUUUUUGGUUUUGAUUCUAAGUUAAAGCUACUUUUCUUUUACAACAGUUUAUACAUUCUGUGAAUCUUGUGAAUCUGGUUUUUUCCAUUCAGCAUGUGGGAAUCUGAGAGUGAUUCAGCUGCAAGACACAAAUAUGGAGAUGGAAUUCUCACUUCAAAUAAACAUAGUGUUAAGACUCAAGGAUUUCUUCAAAGAGGAAACUCUUGGUAUGUUGCAACUGAUAUUCCAAGUGAUUUUCUUGUUCAAAUUGGAGAAGCUAAUUUCCACUUGCACAAGUAUCCUUUAAUAUCUCGAAGUGGAAAGAUGAGUAGAAUCAUAUACGAAUCGCGCGAACCGGAUGUGAAUAAGAUAGUUAUGAAUGAUAUUCCGGGUGGAUUUGAGGCAUUUGAACUUGCGGCUAAGUUUUGUUAUGGAAUUGCUGUUGAUUUAACGGCCGGAAAUAUCUCGGGACUAAGAUGUUCGGCGGAGUAUUUAGAAAUGACGGAAGAUUUAGAAGAAGGGAAUCUUAUAUUCAAAACCGAAGCAUUUCUUAGCUAUGUUGUUUUAUCGUCAUGGAGAGAUUCUAUAGUAGUUUUGAAAAGCUGCGAAAAGCUUUCGCCGUGGUCGGAGAAUCUUCAAAUUGUUCGAAGAUGCAGCGAGUCGAUAGCUUGGAAAGCUUGUGCUAAUCCAAAAGGGAUAAGGUGGUCAUACACGGGAAGAACAUCGUCGAAAAUUUCUAGUUCGAGAUGGAAUAGCAGUAGUAAUAAUAAUGAUAUGAUGAAAGAUGCGACGAGUCCGAGUAGGAAUCAACUAGUUCCUCCUGAUUGGUGGUUUGAAGAUGUUUCGAUUCUUAGGAUUGAUCAUUUUGUUAGAGUCAUUACUGCUAUUAAGGUUAAGGGAAUGAGAUUUGAGUUAAUCGGUGCUGCGAUAAUGCAUUAUGCAACAAAAUGGCUACAAGGGUUGGUUAGUGAAACAACAAUCACAUUCGACGAAACGAGCAAUUACGGUAUCGGUAAUAGUCAUAGUAGUAGUAGUAGUGGUAGCGGUAGUAACUGGAUUAAAGGCGGCGGUGGUGGACUUCAUAUGGUUGUAUCGGGCGGAACAAGAGACGAAACUUCAACUCUUCAAGCAAAAGAACAAAGAAUGAUCAUUGAGAGUCUCAUAAGCAUUAUUCCUCCUCAGAAAGAUACGGUUUCGUGCACUUUUCUUCUUAGGCUUCUGAGAAUGGCAAUCAUGUUAAAAGUUGCACCUGCGUUGGUUACGGAAUUGGAGAAAAGAGUUGGAAUGCAAUUCGAACAAGCUACACUUACUGAUCUUUUGAUUCCUUGUUAUAAUAAAGGCGAAACAAUGAUGUAUGAUGUUGAUCUUGUUUUGAGGCUACUCGAGCAUUUUCUCGUGCAAGAACAAACCGAAAGUUCUAGUCCAAAAAGACAGUCAAUUUCUGAGAAUCAUUUAGGAAGUAAUCUUAAUGCAAAAGCAAGAGUAGCAAGACUUGUUGAUAGCUAUCUUACAGAAGUUUCAAGAGAUCGAAACCUUUCAUUGACGAAAUUUCAAGUACUCGCUGAAGCUUUACCUGAAUCGGCCAGAACCUGCGAUGAUGGACUUUAUAGAGCUAUUGAUUCCUACCUCAAGGCACAUCCCACACUAUCUGAGCACGAAAGGAAACGACUCUGUCGUGUAAUGGAUUGUCAGAAACUCUCAAUUGACGCGUGCAUGCACGCGGCGCAAAACGAAAGGCUCCCAUUAAGAGUAGUUGUGCAAGUUCUAUUCGCGGAACAGGUAAAGAUAAGUACUGCACUAUCCAAUCCUUCUUUGAAAGAUGUUGAAACCUUUACUCAACCAAUGGUUACAAACCGAAAAACGCUACUCGAGGCGACUCCGCAAUCAUUCCAAGAAGGAUGGACAUCUGCUAAAAAAGAUGUCAACACACUAAAAUUUGAGCUGGAGAAUGUGAAAGCUAAGUAUUUGGAGCUUCAAAAUGAUAUGGAAAAUUUGCAGAAACAAUUUGAUAAGAUGUUAAAGCAGAAGCAAAGUUCAGCUUGGAGUAGUGGUUGGAAGAAAUUGAGCAAACUAACAAAGAUGACAAAUGUGCAAAACCAUGAUCAUGAUAUUUCGCCUCGGAGUAAUAAUCUAGCUUCUGUAGAACAGAACAGAAAGAGUACUAGAAGAUGGAGAAAUUCAAUAUCUUGAUUCCUAUAAGAUGAGAAAAAUUCUCAAUUGAUUCUAGCCAAUAUGUAUUUUUCAUAUUCAAUCACAAAAUGAUUUUGCUCAAGUUUUAUGUAAAAAUCUUUUGAUUCAAUCCUCUUUGUAUUCAUUUCCAAGGAGCAUAUUCAAUCAGAUAUAAAAGAGAAUUAUGUAUCAGAAUAUUUAUAGAUUAUAGUGUUAUAUUAUGAGGAUGAAAUUAAUUAGCAAAAUAAAGUUCAUAAGAAUAUUUAUAGAUUAUAGUGUUAUAUUAUGAGGAUGAAAUUAAUUAGCAAAACAAAGUUCAUAAGUAGGGAAGAGAGAAGAAAGCAACAAGAUUUGUACUCCAACAUAAAAUCAUGUCAUCAUGCAUAAAUAAAUAUCAGUUUAAUAGAA